Bombina bombina (fire-bellied toad) is the source of this 10447-nucleotide messenger RNA. RefSeq lists its product as uncharacterized. The record is from RefSeq and is a predicted model, not a curated record. The transcript is spliced from 4 exons. The coding region runs from base 1 to 10083 and encodes 3360 amino acids. Lineage: Eukaryota; Metazoa; Chordata; Amphibia; Anura; Bombinatoridae.
AUGGAAGAAACACAAGGGAUCAUAGAAGAAGAUCUGGAGAAAAUGACUAUGGUAACCACUUAUGCGGCAGACAAAAAUGGCCUGAAUGUAAUCCUCAAAGAAAAUUGGAAGAUAUUGAGCACGGAAGAGACCCUCCCUUUCAAGGGGAUGGGGAUACCAAAGAUAGGUUAUAGACGGGGGAGAUCACUGAAGGAUAUAUUACAGUUAACAGAUCCUAUACACUGCUACACAACCAGAACGUGGCUGGAAGAGGCUAAACCUGGAUGCUUCAAAUGCAGUGGGUGUACCACAUGCAACGGGAUGAUUACAGCUUCCUUUGUCAAUGUCCAGUCCCUGGAAUCAAGUUCAAGUGUUACAUCAAGUCAACAGUGGUCCACAAAUGAUUCUACAACCCAUUCAAAAGUAACCAGUAUCCAUUUGACCACUACUAUUUCUGAUCCAACUAAACAAGAGACUACAACCAGUAAGAGGAAAACAUCUUCUGAUAUUUUAGAUUCUGGACAAGCAACAUCAGCCAUUAUUCCAGAUACCGCUACGGUGAAAGACCAAUCACUUGAAUCAAUAUUAACCACCAUUGAAAAACUAUUGUGGACAACAGAUGAUCUUAUCACAACAGAAUCUUCAACAACAAGUAAUGAUCUGUCUUUUUCCAGUACUGAAACCAAUAGCCAGAAAACAGCAACUAUUAACACUGUGACCAUUUCUAAUAUGGAGCAAAGCAGCCCAACUGUGGAAAAAGAAACACUAGAAACAAUAUUGAACACAAUAGAACAUUUGUUGUGGACAACAGAAGAGCCUACCAGUAUAAUGACCACAACCCAGUCUGCAUUAUCCAGUAAUACUGUGACAUCUCUCCAUUCUGAUACUGCUGACCUAGAGACCUCAACAAGAAACACAGUGACUUCUGAUAUUGAGUCCAGUAGCCAGUCACUGGAUUCAAUACUGAGCACCAUAGCAAGCCGUCUGUGGACAUCAGAUGAUAAUAUCAGCUUAAUGACAACUACAGAAUCAGCAUUAUCCACUAAACCUUUGACAGAUUCUAGCUCUGAUAACAAUAGCCAACAGACUUUAAACAGUAACAAAGUAACAUCUUUCAUCACUGACACUAAUAGCAAACCAGUAUCAACUAGUAACACUGUGACCUACCUGAAUACUGAGACAAGUCAACAAGGAUCAACCAGCAUUAUGGAAACUUCUGAUACAAGUGGUGUCCCUAUUUCAACUGGUCAGCCAAUAUUAACCAGUAACUCAAUGACAUCUUCAGAUACUGAAAUAACUGGCCAAGCAGAAUCAUCUAGUUUUACAGUGAAGACCUACAGCAGUCAACCUGAAUCAGAGAGUACAACAGUAACAAUUUUCAGUACUGACACUAGCAGCCAAUCUACAUCAAUUAAUGAUACAAGAACAACAUCUAAAGUUGACGUCAGUACUCCAAUGGCUUCAGCUAGUAAUUUAGUGACAUCUUCAAGCAUUAGUAACUCAGUGCCCUCUUCUAUUACUAACAGUACUAGCCAACCAGCUUCAGUCAGUAACAACUCCCCUAAUACUGAUAGCAUUCAAUCAGCAUCAGCAAUCAAUGUUGCACCCUCUGUUAUCUCUGAUACUACUAAUUUAAGCACUGAAACCAGUAGUCAACAACCAUCAACUGUUAAUCCAGUGACCUCUUCCAAUGUUGCAAACAGCAGCCAACCAACAUCGACAAAUACUGCAAGUACUACUUUUAGCACUGGAAACACUAGUCAACAACCAUCAACCAUUUUUCCAGCUACCUCUUCUGAUGUUGCCAACAGCACCCAACAAACAUCAACAAAUGCCCCAAGUACUGCUUCCAAUACUGUAAUUACUAGUCAACAAACAUCAACCAUUACUCAAGAGAGCUCUUCUGAUGUUGUCAACAGCACACAACCAACUUUAACAAAUACCCCAAGUAUUGUUUCCAAAACUGGAACCAAUAGUCAACAAACAUCAACCAUUAAUCCAGUGGCCUCUUCUGAUGUUGUCAACAGUACACAACCAACUUUAACAACUACCCCAAGUACUGCUUUCAAUACUGGAACCAGCAGUCAACAAACAUCAACCAUUAACCCAGCAACCUCUUCUGAUGUUGCCAACAGCACCCAAUCAACAUCAACAAAUACUGCAAGUACUGCUUCCAAUACUGGAACUACUAGUCAACAAACCUCAACCAUUAAUCCAGCAGCCUCUUCUGAUGUUCUCAACAGCACCCAACCAACAUCAACAAAUACUGCAAGUACUGCUUCCAAUACUGGAACUACUAAUCAACAAACAUCAACCAUUAAUCCAGAGACCUCUUCCGAUGUUGUCAGCAGCAUACAAACAACAUUAACAUUAAAUAUCACAAAUACUGCUUUCGUUACUGAGAGUAGUAGUCAACAAUCAUCAACCUUUAAUCCAGUGACUUCAUCCAAUGUUUCAACCGGAACUCAACAAACAUUAACAAAUACCAAAAAUACUAAUUUAAACACUGGAACCGGUAGUCAACAAACAUCAACCAUUAACCCAGCAACCUCUUCUGAUGUUGCCAACAGCACCCAAACAACAUCAACAAAUACCACAAAUACUAAUUUUAGCACUGGAACAACUAGCCAGCAACCAGCAACAAUUAAUCCAGCGACAUCUUCUGAUGUUACCAUCAGUACCCAACCAACCAGUAGUCAACAAUCAUCCACUAUUACUGUUUAUAAUACUGGAACUACUAGUCAACAAACAUCAACCAUUAAUCCAGUGACCUCUUCUGAUGUUGCCAAUAGUACCCAACCAACCUCAACAAAUACCACAAAUACUACUUUCAGCACUGGAACCAGUAGUCAACAAUCAUCCACCAUUAAUCCAGAGACCUCUUCUGAUGUUGCCAACAGCACCCAACCAACAUCAACAAAUACUGCAAGUACUGUUUUCAAUACUGGAACUAUUAGUCAACAAACAUCAACCAUUAAUACAGAGUCCUCUUCGGAUGUUUUCAGGAGCACACAACUAACUUUAACAAAUACCUCAAGUACUGCUUUCAAUACUGGAACCAAUAGUCAACAAACAUCAAUCAUUAACACAUCAACCUCUUCUGAUGUGGCCAACAGCACCCAACCAACAUCAACAAAUACUGAAAGUACUAAUUUCAGUACAGGAACCAGUAGUCAACAACCAUCAACCAUUAAUCCAGUGACCUCUUCUGAUGUUGCCAACAGCACCCAACCAACAUCAACAAAUACCCCAAGUACUGCUUCCAAUACUGAAAUUACUAAUCAACAAACAUCAACCAUUAAUCCAGCUACCUCUUCUGCUGUUGCCAAAAGCACCCAACCAACAUCAAUAAAUACCCCAAGUACUGCUUCCAAUACUGGAAUUACAAGUCAACAAACAUCAACCAUUAUUCCAGCUACCUCUUCUGAUGUUGCCAACAGCACCCAACCAACAUCAACAAAUACCCCAAGUACUGCUUCCAAUACUGGAAUUACUAGUCAGCAAACAUCAACCAUUAAUCCAGUGACCUCUUCUGAUGUUACCAACAGCACCCAACCAACAUCAAUGAAUACCCCAAGUACUGCUUUCAAUACUGGAAUUACUAGUCAAAAAACAUCAGCCAUUAAUCCAGCUACCUCUUCUGAUGUUGCCAACAGCACCCAACCAACAUCAACAAAUACCCCAAGUACUGCUUCCAAUACUGGAAUUACUAAUCAACAAACAUCAACUAUUAAUCCAGUGACCUCUUCUGAUGUUGCCAACAGCACCCAACCAACAUCAACAAAUACCCCAAGUACUGCUUCCAAUACUGGAAUUACUAGUCAACAAACAUCAACCAUUAAUCCAGCAACCUCUUCUGAUGUUGCCAGCAGCACCCAACCAACAUCAACGAAUACUCCAAGUACUGCUUCCAAUACUGGAACCAGUAGUUUACAGACAUCAACCAUUAAUCCAGCAACCUCUUCUGAUAUUGUCUUCAGCACCCAAUCAAUAUUAACAAAUACCACAAAUACUACUUUCAGCACUGGAACCAGUAGUCAACAAUCAUCCACCAUUAAUCCAGUGACCUCUUCUGAUGUUGCCAACAGCACCCAACCAACAUCAACAAAUACCCCAAGUACUGCUUCCAAUACUGGAAUUACAAGUCAACAAACAUCAACCAUUAAUCCAGCUAGCUCUUCUGCUGUUGCCAACAGCACCCAACCAACAUCAAUAAAUACCCCAAGUACUGCUUCCAAUACUGGAAUUACAAGUCAACAAACAUCAACCAUUAAUCCAGCUACCUCUUCUGAUGUUGCCAACAGCACCCAACCAACAUCAACAAAUACCGCAAAUACUGCUUCCAAUACUGGAAUUACUAGUCAACAAACAUCAACCAUUAAUCCAGUGACCUCUUCUGAUGUUGCCAACAGCACCCAACCAACAUCAACGAAUACCUCAAGUACUGCUUUCAAUACUGGAAUUACUAGUCAACAAACAUCAACCAUUAAUCCAGCUACCUCUUCUGAUGUUGCCAACAGCACCCAACCAACAUCAACAAAUACCCCAAGUACUGCUUCGAAUACUGGAAUUACUAGUCAACAAACAUCAACCAUUAAUCCAGCUACCUCUUCUGAUGUUGCCAACAGCACCCAACCAACAUCAACAAAUACCCCAAGUACUGCUUCCAAUACUGGAAUUACUAGUCAGCAAACAUCAACCAUUAUUCCAGCUACCUCUUCUGAUAUUGCCAACAGCACCCAACCAACAUCAACAAAUACCCCAAGUACUGCUUCCAAUACUGGAAUUACUAGUCAACAAACAUCAACCAUUAAUCCAGUGACCUCUUCUGAUGUUACCAACAGCACCCAACCAACAUCAAUGAAUACCCCAAGUACUGCUUUCAAUACUGGAAUUACUAGUCAAAAAACAUCAGCCACUAAUCCAGCAACCUCUUCUAAUGGUGCCAGCAGCACCCAACCAACAUCAACGAAUACUCCAAGUACUGCUUCCAAUACUGGAACCAGUAGUUUACAGACAUCAACCAUUAAUCCAGCAACCUCUUCUGAUGUUGUCAUCAGCACCCAAUCAAUAUCAACAAAUACCACAAAUACUACUUUCAGCACUGGAACCAGUAGUCAACAAUCAUCCACCAUUAAUCCAGUGACCACUUCUGAUGUUGCCAACAGCACCCAACCAACAUCAACAAAUACCCCAAGUACUGCUUCCAAUACUGAAAUUACUAGUCAACAAACAUCAACCAUUAAUCCAGCUACCUCUUCUGCUGUUGCCAACAGCACCCAACCAACAUCAACAAAUACCCCAAGUACUGCUUUCAAUACUGGAAUUACAAGUCAACAAACAUCAACCAUUAAUCCAGCUACCUCUUCUGAUGUUGCCAACAGCACCCAACCAACAUCAACAAAUACCCCAAGUACUGCUUCCAAUACUGGAAUUACAAGUCAACAAACAUCAACCAUUAAUCCAGUGACCUUUUCUGAUGUUGCCAACAGCACCCAACUAACAUCAACGAAUACCCCAAGUACUGCUUUCAAUACUGGAAUUACUAGUCAACAAACAUCAACCAUUAAUCCAGCUACCUCUUCUGAUGUUGCCAAGAGCACCCAACCAACAUCAACAAAUACCCCAAGUACUGCUUCCAAUACUAGAAUUACUAGUCAACAAACAUCAACCAUUUAUCCAGUGACCUCUUCUGAUGUUGCCAACAGCACCCAACCAACAUCAACAAAUACCCCAAGUACUGCUUCCAAUACUGGAAUUACUAGUCAACAAACAUCAACCAUUAAUCCAGCAACCUCUUCUGAUGUUGCCAGCAGCACCCAACCAUCAUCAACGAAUACCCCAAGUACUGCUUUCAAUACUGGAAUUACUAGUCAACAAACAUCAGCCAUUAAUCCAGCUACCUCUUCUGAUGUUGCCAACAGCACCCAACCAACAUCAACAAAUACCCCAAGUACUGCUUCCAAUACUGGAAUUACUAGUAAACAAACAUCAACCAUUAAUCCAGUGACCUCUUCUGAUGUUGCAAACAGCACCCAACCAACAUCAACAAAUACCCCAAGUACUGCUUCCAAUACUGGAAUUACUAGUCAACAAACAUCAACCAUUAAUCCAUCAACCUCUUCUGAUGUUGCCAGCAGUACCCAACCAACAUUAACGAAUACUCCAAGUACUGCUUCCAAUACUGGAACCAGUAGUUUACAGAGAUCAACCAUUAAUCCAGCAACCUCUUCUGAUAUUGUCAUCAGCACCCAAUCAAUAUCAACAAAUACCACAAAUACUACUUUCAGCACUGGAACCAGUAGUCAACAAUCAUCCACCAUUAAUCCAGAGACCUCUUCUGAUGUUGCCAACAACACCCAACCAACAUCAACAAAUACCCCAAGUACUGCUUCCAAUACUGGAAUUACAAGUCAACAAACAUCAACCAUUAAUCCAGCUACCUCUUCUGCUGUUGCCAACAGCACCCAACCAACAUCAAUAAAUACCCCAAGUACUGCUUCCAAUACUGGAAUUACAAGUCAACAAACAUCAAACAUUAAUCCAGCUACCUCUUCUGAUGUAGCCAACAGCACCCAACCAACAUUAACAAAUACCCCAAGUACUGCUUCCAAUACUGGAAUUACUAGUCAACAAACAUCAACCAUUAAUCCAGUGACCUCUUCUGAUGUUGCCAACAGCACCCAACCAACAUCAACGAAUACCCCAAGUACUGCUUCCAAUACUGGAAUUACUAGUCAACAAACAUCAACCAUUAAUCCAGCUACCUCUUCUGAUGUUGCCAACAGCACCCAACCAACAUCAACAAAUACCCCAAGUACUGCUUCCAAUACUGGAAUUACUAGUCAACAAACAUCAACCAUUAAUCCAGCAACCUCUUCUGAUGGUGCCAGCAGCACCCAACCAACAUCAACGAAUACUCCAAGUACUGCUUCCAAUACUGGAACCAGUAGUUUACAGAGAUCAACCAUUAAUCCAGCAACCUCUUCUGAUAUUGUCAUCAGCACCCAAUCAAUAUCAACAAAUACCACAAAUACUACUUUCAGCACUGGAACCAGUAGUCAACAAUCAUCCACCAUUAAUCCAGUGACCACUUCUGAUGUUGCCAACAGCACCCAACCAACAUCAACAAAUACCCCAAGUACUGCUUCCAAUACUGAAAUUACUAGUCAACAAACAUCAGCCAUUAAUCCAGCUACCUCUUCUGCUGUUGCCAACAGCACCCAACCAACAUCAACAAAUACCCCAAGUACUGCUUCCAAUACUGGAAUUACAAGUCAACAAACAUCAACCAUUAAUCCAGCUACCUCUUCUGAUGUUGCCAACAGCACCCAACCAACAUCAACAAAUACCCCAAGUACUGCUUCCAAUACUGGAAUUACAAGUCAACAAACAUCAACCAUUAAUCCAGUGACCUCUUCUGAUGUUGCCAACGGCACACAACCAACAUCAACGAAUACCCCAAGUACUGUUUUCAAUACUGGAAUUACUAGUCAACAAAAAUCAACCAUUAAUCCAGCUACCUCUUCUGAUGUUGCCAACAGCACCCAACCAACAUCAACAAAUAACCCAAGUACUGCUUCCAAUACUGGAAUUACUAGUAAACAAACAUCAACCAUUUAUCCAGUGACCUCUUCUGAUGUUGCCAACAGCACCCAACCAACAUCAACAAAUACCCCAAGUACUGCUUCCAAUACUGGAAUUACUAGUCAACAAACAACAACCAUUAAUCCAGCAACCUCUUCUGAUGUUGCCAGCAGCACCCAACCAACAUUAACGAAUACUCCAAGUACUGCUUCCAAUACUGGAACCAGUAGUUUACAGACAUCAACCAUUAAUCCAGCAACCUCUUCUGAUAUUGUCAUCAGCACCCAAUCAAUAUCAACAAAUACCACAAAUACUACUUUCAGCACUGGAACCAGUAGUCAACAAUCAUCCACCAUUAAUCCAGUGACCUCUUCUGAUGUUGCCAACAGCACCCAACCAACAUCAACAAAUACCCCAAGUACUGCUUCCAAUACUGGAAUUACAAGUCAACAAACAUCAACCAUUAAUCCAGCUACCUCUUCUGCUGUUGCCAACAGCACCCAACCAACAUCAAUAAAUACCCCAAGUACUGCUUCCAAUACUGGAAUUACAAGUCAACAAACAUCAACCAUUAAUCCAGCUACCUCUUCUUAUGUUGCCAACAGCACCCAACCAACAUUAACAAAUACCCCAAGUACUGCUUCCAAUACUGGAAUUACUAGUCAACAAACAUCAACCAUUAAUCCAGCUACCUCUUCUUAUGUUGCCAACAGCACCCAACCAAAAUCAACAAAUACCCCAAGUACUGCUUCCAAUACUGGAAUUACUAGUCAACAUACAUCAACCAUUAAUCCAGCAACCUCUUCUGAUGGUGCCAGCAGCACCCAACCAACAUCAACGAAUACUCCAAGUACUGCUUCCAAUACUGGAACCAGUAGUUUACAGACAUCAACCAUUAAUCCAGCUACCUCUUCUGAUGUUGCCAACAGCACCCAACCAACAUCAACAAAUACCACAAGUACUGCUUCCAAUACUGGAAUUACAAGUCAACAAACAUCAACCAUUAAUCCAGUGACCUCUUCUAAUGUUGCCAACAGCACCCAACCAACAUCAACGAAUACCCCAAGUACUGCUUUCAAUACUGGAAUUACUAGUCAACAAACAUCAACCAUUAAUCCAGCUACCUCUUCUGAUGUUGCCAACAGCACCCAACCAACAUCAACAAAUACCCCAAGUACUGCUUCCAAUACUAGAAUUACUAGUCAACAAACAUCAACCAUUUAUCCAGUGACCUCUUCUGAUGUUGCCAACAGCACCCAACCAACAUCAACAAAUACCCCAAGUACUGCUUCCAAUACUGGAAUUACUAGACAACAAACAUCAACCAUUAAUCCAGCAACCUCUUCUGAUGUUGCCAGCAGCACCCAACCAACAUCAACAAAUACUCCAAGUACUGCUUACAAUACUGGAACCAGUAGUUUACAGACAUCAACCAUUAAUCCAGCAACCUCUUCUGAUGUUGUCAUCAGCACCCAAUCAAUAUCAACAAAUACCACAAAUACUACUUUCAGCACUGGAACCAGUAGUCAACAAUCAUCCACCAUUAAUCCAGUGACCCCUUCUGAUGUUGCCAACAGCAUCCAACCAACAUCAACAAAUACCCCAAGUUCUGCUUCCAAUACUGGAACUACUAGUCAACAAACAGCAAUUAAUCCAGAGACCUCUUCUGAUAUUUUCAACAGCACACAACCAACUUUUACAAAUACCCCAAGUAUUGUUUCCAAUACUGGAACCAGUAGCCAACAUCCAUCAACCAUUAAUCCAGUGACUUCUUCCAGUUUUGUAACCAGCAUACAACAAAUAUCAACAAAUAUUGCAAGUACUAAUUUAAGCACAGGAUCCAGUAGUCAACAACCAUCCACCAUUAAUCCAGUGACCUCUUCUGUUGUCAAUAGCACCCAAUCAACCUCAACAAAUACCACAAAUACUACUUUCAGCACUGGAACCAGUAGUCAACAAUCAUCCACCAUUAAUCCAGAGACCUCUUCUGCCAACAGCACCCAAUCAACAUUAACAAAUACUGCAAGUACUGCUUCCAAUACUGGAACUAAUAAUCAACAGACAUUAACUACUAGCCCAGCGACCUCUUCCAAUUCUGUUAGCAGCACCAAACCAGCAAUCACAAAUCACACAGUUAAUCCUGAAAGUACUGGGAUCAACAGUCAACAAACAUCAACCAGCAGCACAGUUGCAUCUUCCAAAUCAUCACCUGUUUCCAGCACUACAUUCACAAGUGAUUCAACUACAGGUUCUAAAGUGACCCCUUCCAGUACUAUGACAAAUAACACUUUGGUGACCAGUAAUAGUGUGUCUAAUUCAUCUGGGACAAAUGGAUAUACUUCAGAGGUGACAGUAGCUGUAACUCCAGCCCGUCUUCAGCCUUGGUCUAUCAUUGUCAUUGCUGUGGCUGUAGGAAUUGGAACAUUUAUCCUAGUAGGAGGUAUAUUUGGGGCUAUGUAUUGCAUAAAAAUCUUUAGAGGUCCUAGGAGUUACGAUGUGGCGGGUGCGUUUAUUUGAGACUCUACCCAGAAUCCUUUGCAAGGUUUCUGUCUCCUGCAUUCAACAGUAUUAAAAAAAAAUCCAAAGUAUUCAGGACUGCAAAAUUCUCCUGUUAAUUAAUAGUGACAUCUGGUGGUCAUUGUAUGUAUUACAGGAGAUACAUUUGUGUAACGGAUUAUUUGUGGUCAGAAUAUUCAAAGAGUUGUAUUCUAUGAACUACACACAGUGUGAGGAUAGCCCUAUGGUCACUGUGUAUUUUGCACAUUAUAUAUAUUUAUAUUUAUGUUGUUCAAUUAUUAUGGUCAAGAUGUGGAUUUGCUGGUCAAAGCCAUAAAAUGUACAGAAAUGUUUUAAUUAUGUAACAUUUCUUAUGAGAAUUAAA